Molecule: messenger RNA, 3584 nt
Organism: Zeugodacus cucurbitae (melon fly)
Lineage: Eukaryota; Metazoa; Arthropoda; Insecta; Diptera; Tephritidae
Gene: TkR86C
Product: tachykinin-like peptides receptor 86C
Exons: 10
Coding region: 748-2241 (497 amino acids)
Biological process (GO): G protein-coupled receptor signaling pathway
Cellular component (GO): plasma membrane
Molecular function (GO): tachykinin receptor activity
Source: RefSeq, a predicted model, not a curated record
GAGUAGUUGAGCAUUCUCUCAACAGGUUGUGUGCGCACAAGAAUACUAAAGUUAUAAAGUUAUAAUGUUAUGUGGUAUUUCUGAAGCAAUCGCAAAUAAUUACGAGCCAAAUCCCAUUUUGGAGAACAAAACACAACCAAACAACACCACUUACACCACAUUCAAUGAAUGUAUGUUUGUGCAAAAGCACAAAAUAAGCUAAGGAUGCAGUGGUUGCUCUCAAACAGCCCCAACAUUAUUAGCGUGUGCAUAGGUUUUAGCAGAGGCAGAACUCACGAAUACGAAUUUGCGAAAUUCAGUAGACAAUGAAAGUUUGACAUGGACCACUCGUUCGUGCGUAUCCACAAAAUACAUACAAUACAUCAAAUGUUUAAUUUCCGUUAAGCAAAAAGUUAAUUGCUCGAGAAUAAGUUGUGCAAAAUUGCUGUGUGUACUCGAAUGAAUUCAAUAACACAAUCUACGACGUGCAGUGUGUGAUGUAUUCACAAAUGUGUACUGAUAUAUGACUGAAGUACUAUUGACAAAUAUGCUAAACGACUUUAUUUAAACGUUUUAUAAUUGAAUCGAAUAAAAACAAACAAGAGACUAGUUUUAAUCAGAAAUACAUGAUUGUAAAAGAAUAUUGUAGAUGGAGGAUGUGUUUUGUUAUGUGCACGAGUCCAAACAUAUGUACCUAAAUAAUAUACAUCGGUGUAAAUAGUUAAGAAGCUAAUUAUUUGAUAGUGCGGUAAAAGGUUAGUGUUAAAAAUGUCGGACAUCGUGGAUACGGAAUUGCUAGUGAAUUGCACAAUACUUGCCGUGAGACGUUUCGGACUCAACACGAUUGUAAAUUCAUCUUUAUUGAAUACCCUGAAUCGUUCAGAAGUUAUCAAUCUACUUUCUGGAAUAAUAGAGAAUAAGGAAAACUUAGACAAUAUUAAUGAUGCAAAGGACUUUUUAACCGAAUGCUUAUUCCCGUCACCGACAAGACCAUACGAAUUGCCAUGGGAACAAAAAACUAUUUGGGCAAUUAUCUUCGGUAUGAUGCUGUUUGUUGCAAUUGCCGGAAACUGCAUUGUCUUGUGGAUUGUUGCGGGUCAUCGAAGUAUGCGAACUGUUACAAACUACUUUUUGCUGAAUUUGAGUAUUGCCGAUUUGCUGAUGUCCUCGCUGAACUGCGUUUUCAAUUUCAUCUUUAUGCUAAAUUCGGAUUGGCCCUUUGGUGCUAUUUACUGCACAAUAAAUAAUUUCAUGGCGAAUGUGACCGUCUCGACAUCGGUGUUUACUCUUGUGGCAAUAUCACUGGAUAGAUAUUUUGCAAUUGUUCAUCCUUUGAAGAGAAGAACUUCAAGACGAAAAGUACGGAUCAUUCUGGCCCUAAUAUGGGUUAUUAGUUGCAUCCUAGCAGCUCCCUGUUUACUGUACUCCAGCACAAUGACAAAAAGAUAUUACAAUGGGAAAUCGAGAACUGUGUGCUUUAUGAUGUGGCCAGAUGGACGCUAUCCAACAUCGAUAUCAGAUUACGCCUACAACAUUAUAAUCCUUAUACUAACAUAUGGAAUUCCAAUGGUUGUCAUGCUAAUAUGCUACACCUUGAUGGGUCGUGUCCUCUGGGGUAGCCGAUCUAUUGGGGAGAACAUUGAUCGUCAAAUGGAGUCGAUGAAGUCGAAGAGAAAGGUGGUGCGAAUGUUUAUCGCAAUCGUUUUAAUUUUCGCGAUUUGUUGGUUGCCAUACCAUUUGUUCUUCAUCUAUGCUUAUCACAACAACGACAUCACAUCGGCCAAAUAUGUGCAACAUAUGUAUCUGGGCUUCUACUGGUUAGCUAUGUCAAAUGCCAUGGUAAAUCCAAUAAUAUAUUAUUGGAUGAACAAAAGAUUUCGGUUGUACUUCCAAAGGAUCAUAUGUUGUUGCUGUUAUGGCGCAGUUAAUCGCAAAACGGAUUCUCCGAAUUUAAUCGCUAAUAAAAACAGUUUCCAGAAAACAAUUAAAGAGGGCAAAAACAUUUGGAAGCGGAGCACAAUGGAAACACAAAUUCAGGUGGCACAGACCUCACUUCGCGAAAGAAUCACCACGGAUAGAACUCCGAAUAAAAUCGUUGUGGAUUGUAUACAAGAGAAAGCCAAAGAUGACAGUUCUCCAAUAUAUAUGUCCACAAAAAGCGUGGCUGAACAACAGCAAAUUAUAAUUAAAUGUAUUUCCUGUGACGAGGACAAUAAACAAGGUAAAGAUAUUCAGGAAAAGGAUAAAAAGGACACACUCUGAUUGUAAAUCGGAGCAUUAAAUAUUUUUACAUACGUUUGUAUGUGUACAAGUAUGUGACUCUCUAAAUUUUGUAAAUUUCUUAAAUAAAGUUAUUAAAUAUUACACAUGCAGGUAUAUUUAAACUGCAUCUACAGAAGUACAUAUGUAAUUUGACUUAGUAUGUAAAUAGCUGUAAAUUAUUGAGCUUUAAAAGUAUAUAUAUUUUCAGAAAUUAUUAAAUGUAAUUAAAUAACAUAACAAAUUGACAACUCAAUUUUUAAGUAAUUCGCAUAACAUUUUUGUAUUAUUUUGAACCACAACCAUUUGGAUAUUAUGGUACACAUUUUAUCAAUUAAAUCGAAUACUAUAUACAAUUUAUCAAAAGUAUAUAAAUAUGUAUGUAAAUAUUAAAAUAAAAUAUUUUUAAGAUCAAUCCAAAGACAAAGUAAAUUCUUAUUUCUGAUAUAAAGUAUGUAUUUUGCAGAAAAGUAUUUCAAUUGAUUUCGGUAAACAGAAUAGUUCCAAUUAAAAAAAAAAAUUUCUAAUAAUUUCUCGAAAGAAAUAACAAUUUUGAAUUUGUAAAUAUUUAUAAUAUACAUAAUUAUUAUAGAACUGCAAAAAUAAAAAAAUUAAAGUAGGUGUGAAAAAUUUAAAGUCUAUAUCAUGGUUAUGGUUCAACAGAAACUAAUUAGCGCGAUGAAUAAUGCGUUAAUAAAUAAAUUAUUGACAAUUGGUGUGCCUCAGUUGUCUGAAGUUGCCAUUUAUGUUUCUAAUCUCGCACUAUGGCAUACAUUUAUCUUUAUAAAAAUGUCUACAUAUACAUAUUUAUCCUUUGAGAAUAAUGGUUCAUUAUGGUUUCUUUGAAACAAUCAAUGAAUAAAUAGGUUUAUUACUUGUGAGCGUUGACUUCAGUUGGCGUUAUCAGUACAUUUAUUAUAAUAUUCAAAUGAAUAAAGGUUUUUGCUUUUUUUAUAUUAUGGAACGAUAACAACGAAACUGUACACAUAAAAUGAAAGCAAGUGUAUAGAAUAAAUGAAAUUUGUUAAAAGUAUUGUAUUUACUUACGGCUCCAAAAUGGCAAAGUUGCAUAUAAGUUGUACAUAUAUUUAGAAGAUUCAAAUAAUCAUAAGAAGAUAAAUAAAUAACUAAGAAUAUAAGUAUGUAUGUAUAUAUGUGGGCGAUUAUACUUUGGUCCCGUACUGCUCAAAAUCAAAAUAUAUUAAACGAAAUUUGUAAAUACAAAAAAAAAGUAUAGUACAGUAACUGUAACUAGUCAUGUAUGUAUGUAAUACACAAAUAAUUUUAAAUUAUUUUUAUUAAAGAUUUUACUGAAUCUAAUGGAAUUAUUUUCUUUAUAUAUCAUU